Messenger RNA from Petromyzon marinus (sea lamprey), 450 nucleotides. The record is from RefSeq and is a predicted model, not a curated record. NCBI's taxonomy places the organism in Eukaryota, Metazoa, Chordata, Hyperoartia, Petromyzontiformes, Petromyzontidae.
GCAUUCAAUGCAAACAUGUCCAGGGCCCCGAGCCCCCCACCUCCGUCUGAAAUGUCCAAUGCGCCCAUCGCAGAAAGCUGGUGCUACACACAGGUUAAGGUUGUAAAGUUCUCUUAUAUGUGGACCAUCAACAAUUUCAGCUUCUGUCGUGAAGAAAUGGGCCAAGUUCUCAAGAGUUCUACAUUUUCAGCAGGCACCAAUGAUACAUUGAAAUGGUGCCUACGCAUACACCCCAAGGGUCUUGACGAAGAGAGUAAAGAUUACCUAUCGUUGUACUUGUUAUUGGUCAGCUGUCCCAAGAGUGAAGUCUACGCCAAGUUCAAGGUUUCUAUUCUUAAUGCCAAGGGAGAGGAAACCAAGGCUAUGGGUGAAACUACUUGUAUUUAAGUAUCAAUUCACGUCAUAUGUGUAUUUGGUAACAGGAUUAUAUCAUAAUCAGCCAUUAUUUAU